Molecule: messenger RNA, 2661 nt
Organism: Monopterus albus (swamp eel)
Lineage: Eukaryota; Metazoa; Chordata; Actinopteri; Synbranchiformes; Synbranchidae
Gene: gata2a
Product: GATA binding protein 2a
Exons: 6
Coding region: 436-1824 (462 amino acids)
Biological process (GO): negative regulation of transcription by RNA polymerase II; positive regulation of transcription by RNA polymerase II; positive regulation of angiogenesis
Cellular component (GO): nucleus
Molecular function (GO): DNA-binding transcription factor activity, RNA polymerase II-specific; zinc ion binding; RNA polymerase II cis-regulatory region sequence-specific DNA binding
Source: RefSeq, a predicted model, not a curated record
GAGGGAGACGAUGAGCGCAAACACCGCUCUCUACCGGGCGAUGGCACAGAGAGCAGCGACUGUACAGGCCACCGCUUGUUUCAGGUUGUCACGGCAGCAUCUUUAAAAAAGCAGGGCUCCUCUCGGACACUCUUCAGCAUCGCUCGUUUAUUUCGCGCCGUUAUUUUGGAGAGAAGCACCAAAGCUACAGAGAAUCAGAAGGAGCCACUUUCUCCGGCUCGACUCAGGAAGCGCAGCCACUAACAGGUAUCCCGGAGGAGGAAGGAGGAGACCGGGUUAUCUAAGGAUUCUAUUUAUGAAGUAAAUAAAUACAGCCAAGACUUCCAUUGCUCGGGAACUAUAUUUUAAGGAGGAUUUAAUUUCUACUUGGAGGUAAACAGAACUAGCCCAACACACAGAGACGCAUUCGGAGAAGAGGAGAGAGCCAGCUCAGAAAUGGAGGUCGCAGCGGCCGAUCAGUCUCGGUGGAUGGCGCACCAUCACGCUGUGCUGAACGGCCAGCACCCGGACUCUCACCACCACAGUCUGAGCCACAACUACAUAGAACCAAUGGCGCCUUUACUGCCCCAGGACGAAGUUGACAUGUUUCUGAACCACUUGGACUCUCAAGGGAACCCGUACUACACCAACUCACGGGCAAGGGUCACCUACAGCCAAGCACACGCUCGCCUCACUGGGAACCAGGUUUGUCGACCACACCUCAUCCAUAGCCCCGGCAUUCCCUGGUUAGAUCCGGGGAAAGCGGCUCUGUCCGCUGCCCACCACCACAACGCAUGGGCAGUCAGCCACUUCACCAAACCUGGCUUGCACCCCACCGGCUCCGGCUACUCGUGCAGCAGCAGCACCGGCACGGCUCCGGUGUCGUCGCUCACUCCGGCGUCCCACUCCAGCCCGCACCUCUACAGUUUCCCCCCUACCCCUCCGAAAGACGUGUCUCCGGACCCCGGACCUACAUCUCCGACCUCCACCUCGACCAGGAUGGACGAGAAAGAGUCGAUCAAGUACCAGGUGCCGCUGACGGACAGCAUGAAAAUGGAGAGCUGUAGUCCGCUCCGCAGCGGCCUGGCCUCUAUGAACAGCCAGGCCGCGGCCACGCAUCAUCCCAUCCCGACAUACCCGGCAUAUCCUCUGCCUACACCCCACGAGUACAGCGGCAGCCUCUUCCACCCCGGCAGUCUACUCGGCGGGUCCUCCUCCAGCUUUACGCCUAAAUGCAAAAGCAAAGCCAGGUCGAGCUCAGAACUAUAUGCAGAGGGUCGUGAAUGUGUAAACUGUGGUGCCACCUCCACCCCUCUGUGGCGACGGGAUGGUACCGGCCACUACCUGUGCAACGCCUGCGGACUGUACCACAAGAUGAACGGCCAGAACCGACCACUUAUCAAGCCCAAACGUAGACUGUCCGCAGCCAGACGUGCAGGCACCUGCUGUGCAAACUGCCAGACCACCACCACCACCCUAUGGAGGCGCAACGGGAACGGAGACCCGGUGUGUAACGCCUGCGGCCUUUACUUUAAACUGCACAAUGUCAACAGACCCCUGACCAUGAAGAAAGAAGGCAUCCAGACACGCAACCGCAAGAUGUCCAGUAAGUCCAAGAGGAACAAGAGAGCAGGGGACGGCUUUGACGAGUUAGCCAAGUGCAUGCAAGACAAGGCCUCUCCCUUUGGCGGUGCACCCGGCCUCACCAGCCACAUGACCCACAUGGGGCACCUGCCCCCCUUCAGCCACUCGGGACACAUGCUGCCUACUCCCACGCCCAUUCACCCUUCAUUUGCUCACCCCCACCACUCCAAUCGCUCGCCAGUCUGGGCUGAGCCACACUGAGGUCACUCCAGACCAAGAACUGCUCUGCCUGCAGGAGCCACCACAUCGCCAUUAACACUAAAUUACCUCCACAUCAUGUCGAAAAUGGAGCAGACUUCUUGCAUCAUGUACAGUGGCUGGAUGGGGAGGGACUUUCAGUUGGAGUUAAUGACUGAAGGUCGUGUUAUGCCUGCCCUCACUGAUGGGGUGCUGUAGAAAGCAAGACUUCAGCGGGGUCUGUGAGGAGCUAAUGUAACAAGGGGUUUGUUAGUCCCUGGGCUUGCAGGAAUGGACUGAAUGGAGACGCUUGUCAUUAUUUUUGCUUAUUUUUACUAAGUCACUUUGGUACCCACCUCUCUUUGACCCUGUUACAAGAAUCUCAUGAGAGGUCUUUAAAAGAACCGCUGUUUUCACCUCACGACCAACUCGUUACAUGCUGAUAAAUGUGCCCCCCUGUUCAUCCCUAGGCUGUCCUACACAACUGCUGUGGACAGGCAGAAAGAAAGACCGGCUGAGAGCUACAGCACCUGUACACCUCUGUUACACACCAGUCACGCCCAGACUACAGUGCCCCCCAGGCAGUGCUCUCCUCACAUGCUGGAGGAGACCACCACACACCACCACAACGCUCACCUGUUUUUAAUAAUGAACUUUUAUGGAAAAAGACGUAGCAAAUAGAGUGUUUAUAAAUGAUUAAUUGCUAUUAUUGUUGUUAUAUUUGAUGUUAUAAUUAUUGCUACCAUAAUUUAUUUUCAUUCUCUGAGCUUUCGUCAAAGACACAUGGAAACUGUCAUGAUUUUAAUUUCAUGGUUAUUACGUAAAGAAAAACACUGACCUGUCUUAGAUAAAAAAAAAGUC